CUCGUGGAGCCAGCCACUGGCCACCGCGUCCCCGUGGAGGUGGCCUGCGAGCGGGGAUACUUUGGGGACGAGAUGAGCUGGCUCCUCACUGACCCCAGCUCUGCUGCCACCACUGGGUUCCUCGACCCCAACACCAGCGAGAGGGUCACCUACCUGGAGCUUAGGAAACGGUGCAGGAUCGAUCCGGCCACCAGCCUCCUCCUCCUGCCUCUGAAAAUCACCUUCCCGGGGCUGAGAGGGAGAGUGAGCAGCAGCGAGCUGCUCAGCUCCAGCAUCAUCGACAUGGAGACGUUCCAGGCCCUGCAGGAGGGCCGGGUCUCCGUCCAGGAGGUAGCGGAGCGGGGCCCUGUCCAGCAGUACCUGGAGGGCACGGGAGGCAUUGCAGGGGUUGUCGUGCUGCCGGCCGGAGAGAGGAAGGGCCUGUACCAGGCACUGGCCGAGCACCUCCUCAUGCCAGGCACAGCACUGGCCCUCCUGCAGGCACAGGCAGCCACCGCCUGCCUGACAGAGCCAGCCAAGCAGCAGAGACUCUCCGUCGAGGAGGCUGUCAAGGCUGGCGUGGUGGGACCGGAGCUCUAUGAGAAGCUGGCAUCUGCUGAGAGAUCUGCCACUGGGUACCAAGACCCCUGGACCGGGGAGCUGCUCUCUCUCUUCCAAGCCAUGGAGAAGGGGCUCAUCGCCAGGGACCAGGGGACUUGCCUCCUGGAAGCCCAGCUGGCCACCGGGGGCCUGAUCGACCCCGUCCACAAGCACCGUGUCCCAGUGGAGGUGGCCUGCCAACGGGGCUACCUCGAUGAAGAGAUGAAGCAGCUCCUCUCCCAUCCCACCCAUGCCACCAAAGGCUUCUUCGACCCCACCACAAAGGAGACGCUGACCUACGCAGCCCUCUUGGAGAGGUGUGUCACUGACCCCAUCUUCAGAGACAGGGGAGAAGGGACUCGGGACACUCAUCCCUUCAUUGACCAGAGGACUAGACUGGCUCUGGAAAACACGGCAGUACCCCUGGCCUCUGGCAAGUUCAAGGGGAAGUCAGUGUCCCUCUGGAAACUUCUCUUCUCAGACAACUUCACGAGCGAGCAACGAGCCACGCUGGCCCAGCAGUUCCGCACUGCGAGUCUCUCCCUUCCAGAACUGACUCAAGCCAUCAGUGCCACUGUUCAGCAAAUGGCUUCCCCCACUAACAUCGCCUUCGAAGGCCUGAGGCACAAGGUGACACCUCAGCAGCUCCUGAGCUCCGAAAUCAUCGACAGGGAGCUGUUUGAGAAGCUGCGCCAAGGAGAGACGUCUGUCGGAGACGUUGUCAGCAUGGACACAGUCAGGAAGUACCUGCAAGGGACCAGCAGUAUCAGUGGGCUGCUGCUGCCCGAGUCCCAUGAGAAAAUCAGCAUCUAUCAGGCAAAGAGGAAAGGCCUGCUCAUGCCAGGGACGUCCCUCGUCCUCCUCGAGGCACAGGCUGCCACGGGAUUCAUUAUCGACCCGGUUGCCAACCAGAAAUACUCUGUGGAGGAGGCGUUGCGAGCCAGCGUCAUUGGCCCAGAUGUUUACCAUAAGCUGCUGGCCGCAGAGAGAGCAGUCACAGGCUACAGGGACCCCUACACCGGAGACAAGAUCUCCCUCUUCCAGGCCAUGAGCAAGGGCCACAUCGUCAGAGACCACGGCAUCCGCCUGCUGGAGGCCCAGAUCGCCACCGGCGGCAUCAUCGACCCCGUGCACAGCCACCGCGUCCCUGUGGAGGUGGCCUAUAAGCGGGGCUACUUCGACAAGAAGAUGAACCUCAUCCUCUCCGACCCCAGCGACGACACCAAGGGCUUCUUCGACCCCAACACGCAGGAGAACCUGACCUACCUGCAGCUGAAGGAGAAGUGCAUCACAGAGCCCUCCACCGGACUCUGCCUCCUGCCUCUGAACAGCAAGAAGCGCCAGUUCAUUGACAAUGCCACCAAGCAAGCCUUCCAGAGCACCUGGCUCCUCGUGAGGUACGGGCGGUUCCGAGGAGAACGGGUCUCCACGUGGGACCUGCUGAACUCCGAGUAUUUCAGCGAGGGAAAGCGGCGGGAGAUAUUUAACCACUACCGGCUGCGGAAGCUCACCCUGGAGCAGAUCAGACUCAUGUUGGAGGAAGAGAUGAAAAAAUGGGCCCCCAUCAAAUUCCCAGCCAUGAGAGGCAGCGUCACAGCCUACCACCUGCUAGAAACCGGCAUUAUAGACAAGGCCCUCUUCCAGAGGGUGCUGGAAGGGGCCGUGAGCCCGGAGGACGUCCUGCGCAUGGACUCUGUCCGGAAAUACCUCUAUGGCUCCGGCAGCAUUGGGGGGAUCGUGCUCCAGCCGUCAAACCAGAGAAUGAGCAUCUAUGAAGCCCUGAAGCAGAAGAUCGUGGGGCCAGGGGUAGCUCUCCCACUGCUCGAGGCCCAGGCCGCUACUGGCUUUGUCAUCGACCCCGUGACCAACCAAAAGCUGUGUGUGGACGAAGCCGUAAGGGGAGGGGUUAUCGGGCCAGAGCUCCAUGAGAAACUGCAGCAUGCAGAAGGCGCAGUCACGGGCUACAAAGACCCUUUCACGGGGGAGAAGAUUUCCCUCUUCCAAGCCAUGAAGAAGGGCCUCAUCGCAGACAAACGGGCAAUUCCACUCAUGGAAGCUCAAAUGGCCACUGGAGGCAUCAUUGACCCGCACCACGGCCACCAUGUGCCUGUGGAGUUUGCCCGGAAACAAGGCUACUGGGGUGAGGACAUGAGCAAAACCCUGUCUGGCGCUGACAGUGCCAGGGCUUACUGCAUCCCUGGCAGCAAGGAGCCAGUGACCUACGCUCAGCUCAUGGCGCGUUGCCAGCAGGAUGAAAAUUCCGGCUUCCGCUUGCUGCCCUUGCCCCAGACGGCUGUGCCCGUGCGCACAGAGGAGCAAAUCCAGCAGCUGCUCAAGGAGACCAUGGUGAAGGAGAAGGACGUCUCCCUCUGGGAGCUGAUCCACUCUGGCUACUUCACUGAGGAGCAGAGAAAGGACGUGGUGGAGAAGUUCCGCUCUGAGGAGGCGUCUGUCGGGCAGCUGGUUGCUCUUGUCCUGCAGCACGUGAAGGAGAUGGAGAUGAAAGCCCACGCACACAUCGCCUUCCAAGGCCUGCGGGGCAGCGUGCCUGCUGUCUGGCUGCUCGAUGCUGGCAUCAUUGCGGAGAAGACCUUCGCAGAGCUGGCCGAGGGAACGCGAGCGGCCAGAGACGUGGCGGAGAUGGAGGGCGUGAAGCGAUACUUGCAGGGCACAGGGAGCAUUGCUGGAGUUCUCGUACAGGCCUCCAAGAAGAAGAUGAGCAUUUACCAGGCAAUACAAAACAAUCUCCUGCUGCCUGGCACAGGGCUACUGCUGCUAGCGGCUCAGGCAGCCACCGGAGGCAUAAUAGACCCAGUGACAAACCAGACACUUGGUGUGGAAGAUGCCGUCAAAGCGGCCAUUGUCGGAGAGGAGUUCCUGGAGCAGCUGCUCCUAGCAGAGAGGGCAGUGACGGGUUACACAGACCCCUACACUGGGAGCCCCAUCUCAGUCUGCCAAGCCGUCAGGAAAGGCCUCGUCCCCAUGAGCGAUGGCAUUCCCUUGCUCGAGGCCCAGCUGGCCACAGGAGGGAUCAUCGACCCCAUCCACCAUCACCAUCUUCCUCUGCCUGCUGCCUACAUGCACAACUUCUACGACGAGGAAAUGAACCAGGCCCUGGCCCAGCUCAAUGACGACACCAAAGUCUUCUUUGAUCCCAACACGAAGGAAAACUUGACUUACCAAGAGCUGAAAGACAGGUGUCUUCCUGACGUGGAGACUGGCCUCUGGCUUCUCCCUCUGUCCGAAGCAACGGCGUUCUAUGUGGACCAACAGACCAUGGAAGUGCUGAAAUCUGUCACGGUCUGUGUCACAGAAGGACGGUUCAAAGGGCAGAGGGUCUCCCUCUGGGAUCUUCUCAACUCCGAGUACAUCACAGACGCCAAGCAGAGAGAGCUGGUGGAACUAUACAAAGAGGAGAACAUGGCGGCCCUGCAAGAAAUCAUCACAACUGUUACCACGAUCAUUGACGUGACCGAGAAGCAAGGCAGGAGAUUCACAUUCAGGGGCCUGCGGAAGCAGGUGUCUGCCAGUGACCUGUUCCAGGCUCAGCUGAUAGACAAGAAAACCCUCGAUGAGCUCAAUCAGGGACAGAAAACCGUUGAAGAAGUCACAGAGAUGGACUCUGUUCGCAGAUACCUGGAGGGGGGGAACUUCAUAGCCGGCGUGCUAGUACAGCCAGCCAGUGAGAAGAUGAGCAUCUCCCAGGCGCUGGCCAGAGGGCUGCUGAGGCCGGGCACGGCGCUGGUGCUGCUGGAGGCGCAGGCUGCCACCGGGUUCAUCAUCGACCCGCUGAAGAACGAGAAGCUGUCUGUGGAGCAAGCGCUGGCAGCCGGGCUCAUAGGACGACAGGAUUAUGAGAAGCUGCUCUCGGCCGAGAGAGCGGUGACCGGAUACACUGACCCCUACACAGGACACAAGAUCUCCCUCUUCCAGGCCAUAAAGAAAGACCUGAUCGUCAGAGACCACGGCAUCCGCCUGCUGGAGGCCCAGAUCGCCACCGGCGGCAUCAUCGACCCCGUGCACAGCCACCGCCUGCCGGUGGAGGUGGCCUACAAGCGGGGCUACUUCGACCAGGAGAUGAGCCAGAUCCUCUCCGACCCCAGCGACGACACCAAGGGCUUCUUCGACCCCAACACGCAGGAGAACCUGACCUACAUGCAGCUCCUGGAGAGGUGUGUCCCCGACCCCGACACGGGGCUGUACAUGCUCCAAGUAGUGAAGCCUGGGGGGACAUACUUCUAUAUAGAUGAGUCAAUGAAAGAAUUUUUUAACUCAAAACCCAUCGAAAUGCAAGUUGGGAAAUUCAGAGGCCAAACUGUGUCCCUGUGGGACCUGCUCUGCUCUCAGUACGUCUCCUCACAGAGAAGAACGGAGCUAGCGCAGCAAUACAAAUGUAACACCCUGACACUAGACCAGCUCACCACAGCCGUCAUCACGAUGAUCGAGGAAACAGAAGAGAGAGGCCGAGCCCUGCGGGUGAAGGGCCUCAGAGGAGACGUGCCAGUGUCAGACUUGGUCAGCGCGGAGAUCAUUGACCAAGCCACACUGGACAAACUGCACCACGGAACGCUCCCCAUCCACAACCUCCACCACAUGGACUCUGUCAAGCGGUACCUGCAGGGAACGGGGAGCAUUGCUGGGGUGCUGCUGCCAGCCACGCAAGAGAGGAUGAGCAUCUGCCAGGCCAUGGAGAGAGGUCUCCUGACCCUAGAAUCAGCGCUGUUGCUGCUGGAGGCGCAGGCUGCCACCGGGUUCAUCAUUGACCCGCUCAAGAACAAGAAGAUGUCCGUGGAGGAAGCCGUCUCCGCUGGCCUGGUGGGCAGGGAGAUUCGGGAGAAGCUGCUCUCGGCCGAGAGAGCGGUGACGGGAUACAGAGACCCCUCCACAGGAAACAAGAUCUCCCUCUUCCAGGCCAUGAAGAAAGACGUAGUUGAGAAGGAGCAAGCCAUCCACUUGCUGGAGGCCCAAUUUGCCACCGGCGGCAUCAUUGACCCUGUGCACAGCCACCGCCUGCCCAUGGAGGUGGCCUACAAGCGGGGCUGUUUGGAUGAUGACACAUAUCUCCUGAUUUCUGAUCCAGAACAUGGCAGCAAGGGAUUUAUGGAUCCGAACACCCAUGAAAACCUCAGUUAUGCUCAGCUCAUCCAGCGAUGUAGUAAAGACCGAGAUACGGGACUGCACCUACUCCAGAUAGUAGAAAAGAAGGAAGACUAUUUCUACAUUGAUGAGCAAACCAAAAAUAUUAUGGUAUCUACCAUGGUUAAAGUGCCAGUAGGAAAAUACAGAGGACAGACACUAUCUCUAUGGGCACUCCUCUGUUCUGAAUACGUCACUGAGGAAAAGAGAAAGGAAUUGGUUCAAGAAUACAAACAACAAUCCACAGUUAUAUUACGGAAGAUAACAGAUGCACUUUUCAACAUUAUACAUGAAAUAGAGAGGGGCAGAAAAGAAAUAUGGUUCCAAGGCAUUAGACAAAAAAUCACUGCAUCAGAACUACUCAGUGCACAGAUAAUUACUGAGGACACUAUGCAGAAAUUACAGGAAGGAAAAAAGACUGCUCAUGACAUAGCAAAGAUGGAUUCCGUAAAGAGAUAC
This is a messenger RNA of Pelodiscus sinensis (Chinese soft-shelled turtle), 6174 nucleotides long. Lineage: Eukaryota; Metazoa; Chordata; Testudines; Trionychidae. The record is from RefSeq and is a predicted model, not a curated record.